AUGCCUCCGCAGGAAAUUAAGCAAACGGUUUCAACUUGCUAUCAAGGCUACACACUGAGAAAUGACAAAAAGUGUUUCCGAGAAGUCAUUGAAGCUCCACUGGAAAUCAGUCCGGUUGUGAACGUUCCUUAUUUGCAACGUUGCCCACCCGUGACUCCACCACAAACUGUGAAAGUUGGUGUCGCAUCACAGCUGUGUGAAAAGAAGAUUCGAGUUGAACCCAUUGUUCUCCUUUCAUGCCCUGAGGGAUUCGUUGAAAUUGAGGACGAGCAAUGCUGGCGAGAGGAAGUCACUGCUCCAGUGAAAGUUUGCGCGUCCAAAGAAGGAAAGGACGAACUGGAUUGCCCUCCAACUACAAGAUCCUCCAAGAAGGUUGCCAAAUGCCCAAUAGGAACUGAUCGCGAGAAAGAGAGAUGCUUCCAAACGACAAUAGUGCCCCUCGUGAAUGUCUGUCCCCAUGGCUGGACGGAUUCCGGAGAGGGUUGCAUCGGUAGCGUUGAGACUCCAGGAGUGGAAUGCCGUCCCGGUCUUCGUCUUGUGGGUGAAAAAUGUGUUGGGGAGCUUGUAAGACCUGCCAUAACAUUGACUCUCAAAGUACCCGCAGAAGACUGUGAAACAAAGAAGUAUUAG
Condylostylus longicornis is the source of this 630-nucleotide messenger RNA. RefSeq lists its product as uncharacterized. The transcript has 3 exons. NCBI's taxonomy places the organism in Eukaryota, Metazoa, Arthropoda, Insecta, Diptera, Dolichopodidae. Bases 1 to 630 code for a protein of 209 amino acids. The record is from RefSeq and is a predicted model, not a curated record.